AUGGCGCAAUUCUCCGACAUUGAUAAACUUGCUGUUUCCACUUUAAGGUUGCUCUCAGUGGACCAGGUGGAAAGUGCACAAUCUGGCCACCCAGGCGCUCCUCUAGGUUUGGCGCCUGUGGCCCAUGUAAUCUUCAAACAACUUCGUUGUAACCCCGAUGAUGAGCACUGGAUUAACAGAGACAGGUUCGUUCUGUCGAACGGUCAUUCGUGUGCUCUUCUGUACUCUAUGCUUCAUCUUUUAGGGUACGACUACACCAUCGAAGACUUGAGGCAAUUUAGACAGGUAAACUCUAGGACUCCAGGCCAUCCGGAAUUUCACUCAGCUGGAGUGGAAAUAACUUCUGGUCCAUUGGGCCAAGGUAUCUCCAAUGCUGUCGGUAUGGCCAUCGCACAGGCCAACUUUGCCGCCACUUAUAACGAGGAGGGUUUCCCCAUCUCUGAUUCGUAUACGUUUGCUAUUGUAGGGGACGGCUGCUUGCAGGAGGGUGUGGCUUCGGAGACCUCUUCUUUGGCUGGACAUUUACAAUUGGGUAACUUGAUAACGUUUUACGACAGCAACAGUAUUUCUAUUGACGGUAAGACGUCGUAUUCGUUUGAUGAGGAUGUUUUGAAGAGAUACGAGGCGUAUGGUUGGGAGGUUAUGGAAGUCGACAAGGGCGAUGACGAUAUGGAAUCCAUUUCUAGCGCCCUGGAAAAGGCAAAGCUAUCGAAGGACAAGCCUACUAUAAUCAAAGUCACCACUACCAUUGGGUUUGGAUCCUUACAGCAAGGGACCGCUGGUGUCCAUGGGUCUGCCUUGAAGGCAGACGAUGUCAAACAAUUGAAGAAGAGAUGGGGGUUCGAUCCGAAUAAAUCGUUUGUGGUGCCACAGGAGGUGUAUGAUUACUACAAGAAGACCAUUGUAGAACCUGGUCAACAGCUUAACGCAGAAUGGAAUAGAAUGUACGAAGAGUAUAAAAUCAAAUUUCCCGAGAAAGGUAAAGAAUUGCAAAGAAGGCUGAAGGGCGAACUACCGGAAGGUUGGGAAAAGCACUUGCCAAUGUUUAAUCCUGAUGACGAUGCUGUGGCUACAAGGAAAACAUCUCAACAGGUCUUGACAAACAUGGUUCAAGUUUUGCCCGAACUGAUUGGUGGCUCUGCGGAUUUGACACCUUCGAAUCUGACAAGAUGGGAAGGUGCAGUAGACUUCCAACCCCCAAUUACUCAACUAGGCAACUAUGCAGGGAGGUACAUCAGAUAUGGUGUGAGGGAGCACGGCAUGGGUGCCAUCAUGAACGGUAUAUCCGCCUUUGGCGCUAAUUAUAAGCCCUACGGUGGCACUUUUCUGAACUUUGUCUCUUAUGCGGCCGGUGCCGUUAGAUUAGCCGCCUUGUCUGGUAAUCCGGUCAUUUGGGUCGCAACACAUGACUCUAUUGGGCUGGGUGAAGAUGGUCCUACCCACCAACCCAUCGAAACUCUGGCUCACUUGAGGGCCAUUCCAAACAUGCACGUAUGGAGACCUGCCGAUGGCAACGAGACUUCCGCUGCGUAUUACUCCGCCAUAAAAUCCGGGCGUACUCCAUCUGUCGUGGCCUUAUCAAGACAGAACCUUCCUCAGUUGGAACAUUCGUCUUUUGAAAAAGCAUUGAAGGGUGGUUAUGUGAUCCAUGAUAUCGAAAAUCCUGAUAUCAUUCUGGCGUCAACUGGUUCAGAGGUCUCCAUUUCCAUAGAUGCGGCCAAGAAACUAUACGAAACUAAAAAGAUCAAGGCGAGGGUCGUUUCCAUGCCUGAUUUUUAUACUUUUGACAAACAAACUGAAGAAUACAGAUUCUCCGUUUUGCCAGAUGGUGUUCCAAUCAUGUCCUUUGAAGUGUUGGCCACUUCAAGUUGGGGUAGGUAUGCUCACCAGUCCUUUGGUCUCAAUGAAUUUGGCCGUUCGGGCAAAGGAUCUGAUAUCUAUAAACUGUUCGAUUUCACAGCAGAUGGUGUUGCAGCCAGAGCUGAGAAGACUAUCAAUUACUAUAAGGGAAAACAACUGCUUUCGCCUAUAGGGGAAGCCUUUUAA
Molecule: messenger RNA, 2046 nt
Organism: Saccharomyces kudriavzevii IFO 1802
Lineage: Eukaryota; Fungi; Ascomycota; Saccharomycetes; Saccharomycetales; Saccharomycetaceae
Gene: TKL2
Product: transketolase TKL2
Exons: 1
Coding region: 1-2046 (681 amino acids)
Biological process (GO): pentose-phosphate shunt
Cellular component (GO): cytosol
Molecular function (GO): transketolase activity
Source: RefSeq, a predicted model, not a curated record